AUGACAGACGAUGAAAGUAAAGGGAAGUCAAUAGACGAGGGAUCAACUACGAAGUCGAUCGAGAAGUCUGAUAAUUCCAAAAGGGUGAUCCCAUGGAACCUUGAAGACCACGGCGUCAACUUGAAGACAUUUACUGGUUACGACAUUAAACUAAAUGGAUGGGUUAGAAAGGACAUCAUUGAAGAGAGAAAGAAGAAAUCCAAUGGAGAUGAUGAAGAAAAUAAAAUGGGAACUGAAAGUUGA
This is a messenger RNA of Naumovozyma castellii, 243 nucleotides long. RefSeq names its product Ies4p (gene IES4). NCBI's taxonomy places the organism in Eukaryota, Fungi, Ascomycota, Saccharomycetes, Saccharomycetales, Saccharomycetaceae. The transcript has a single exon. Bases 1 to 243 code for a protein of 80 amino acids. The record is from RefSeq and is a predicted model, not a curated record.